Molecule: messenger RNA, 783 nt
Organism: Penicillium robsamsonii
Lineage: Eukaryota; Fungi; Ascomycota; Eurotiomycetes; Eurotiales; Aspergillaceae
Product: high-affinity Cu transporter CTR3
Exons: 4
Coding region: 1-783 (260 amino acids)
Biological process (GO): copper ion transmembrane transport
Cellular component (GO): membrane
Molecular function (GO): copper ion transmembrane transporter activity
Source: RefSeq, a predicted model, not a curated record
AUGGAUAUGGAUGGGAUGACCAUGCCAAUGGCCACUUCGACAAGCUCAGCAGCUAUGGCCAGCAGCACCGGAAUGGAAAUGGAUGGAAUGAGCAUGGGAGGUAGCUGCAAGAUCUCGAUGCUCUGGAACUGGUACACAGUUGACGCAUGCUUCCUCGCCAAAUCAUGGCACGUAACCUCUCGAGGCAUGUUCGCCGGCUCAUGCAUUGGAGUAAUCUGCCUCGUCUUGAGUCUCGAACUCCUCCGCCGUCUGGGCCGAGAAUACGACUCGUUCAUUGUACGUCGAGCCCGUCUACGAAGACUCUACAUGCCAGGCUCUUCCACCGCGCAAUCCGUCUCCAACGUUCCCCUGCGAAGCGAAGAAGACACCACCAAGCCGCCUAGCAACUGUUGUGGCAAUACAGAGACCGAUGCUACGUUUUUCAAUGCAGACGACGACCUUAUCACUCCUGUGUCUGGUACUCCCCAGAACGGCUCGAAGAAGCAGGCUUCUGCUGCGUCGGCUAAUGCCAUGCGGGAUGUCGGUACUCAGCGCAUCGAGAGACAGGAUGUUAUGCUUGCCCCAUACCGUCCGUCGCUUGUUGAACAUACUUUGCGCUCUUUGCUGCAUAUGGCGCAGUUUGCUGUUGCGUACAUCAUCAUGUUGCUUGCUAUGUACUUCAAUGGGUAUAUCAUCAUCUGUAUCUUCAUUGGUGCUUUCCUAGGCGCGUUUAUUUUCUCCUGGGAGCCGGUGAACUUGAAUAAGGAGUCAGAUGCUACGUCUGUCACCAAGUGCUGCGGUUAA